AUGCCAGAAUUGGACAAACCAUACUCUGAUCCGGCACGUUGGCUCUGUGUUUAUCCCAUUUAUAUCAACUCAGAGAAAACCGUUGAAAAGGGAAGAAGGAUUGCGAAGGAGAAGGUAAUUGAAUGUGUUGAAUGUUUAUUCUGAUUUUAGGCCGUAAGGAAUCCGACUGCCAAGGAAAUCUACGAUGUUCUUGUCGCAAAAGGCUUUACCUGCAGACUAGAUGUAAGUUUGAUUUUUAUUUUGAUUGUUUUCGCUUUUAGUGACGAGUGUUACGUUAUACAUGAGGGGAAGGUGGUGUAGAACAAGAUUUUGAUGUUUUCAUGAUGAAAUUCAUAUUUUAUAAGAGACUUUAGCGCUCUUUAGCUGAUCCAGGCCAUUUUUUCGGAAGCCCGGUUCAUUUUUCACAUGUCCGUUUCGAUUUCGAGUUAGAAAUUAAGAAUUUAUAUUACACUAGGUAUCAGACCGGAGAUUUGAUUAUUUUUCAGUCAAAGUUUUGCGACAAUGCAAAAUUUUGUUUUUUUCAAGUAAGAAACUGAAUUCUGUUGCUGCUGAAAAAACUCUUUGUUUAACUUGGCUUAGCAUUAAACAUCAAUAUUGCACUUGCCCUCUGUGGGAAAAUAAGAUUAAUCUUUGAUGCCAAAAGGACAGAAAAAAGAUGAGAAAGCCUUUUUUUGGUUAAGAUACGUUGAGAAUAAUGUAGCCAUGAGCAAAAUUUUUUGGCCAAUUCUGAUCUUCUUACUCUUCAGGCCAAAACAAUGCAUCCCCGCGAGCCGAGUCGUGAGCCGGCCGACGUUGGCCGAGUCAAAGUGCAGCUGAAAAACGACGACGGAUCUUUUGUGAAAGAAGAUUUCAAGAAUCGAAGGGAUAUCCUGCUUCUUUGUGCGCAGUUGAUCCCCAAUCUGACUAGUCGGAAACAACAAGGUCAAGCGCCCGCCCAACCCGGUCCAUCGGCCACGGGAAAAGGCAAAAACAAGAAGAAGAGAUAA
Messenger RNA from Bursaphelenchus xylophilus (pine wood nematode), 986 nucleotides. The record is from the annotation of a GenBank genome assembly. Lineage: Eukaryota; Metazoa; Nematoda; Chromadorea; Rhabditida; Aphelenchoididae.